CUGCCUCUUUCAUCCUCGUCUGCGACCGGGGGGGUGUCAUGCCUGGUGUCGAGGAAAUGGAAAAUACAUAUCAGGCGUCGCAUGGCCUCGUCCAUCCGCGAGACCUCCUCUCCUCCUCCUUUCUCGCAGCGUCUCCCUUCUGCGAUUAGGCCUCUCCCGUCUUGAUCCAGGAGGCUCAGCCCGUUCAAUUCACUUGCUCGCCCAAAGCUAGACUCCCGAGUCCUGCCCAGGCACAGAGCAACUUCUUUUUUUUUUUUAAUCUUCUUAUACGUGGUGUAGUACCUAGUAUAGCACAGCGCACGAGAUAGUCCGCCGACACACCCUGCCAAGAUAUAUCGGAUCUAUCUAUAGAGCAGAGCCCACAUACCCAAAACGGCUUCAAUCGAUUUCUAGCAGCCCGUCUAUUCGCAACCAUGGCCGUGACCGCAAAGUUCCUGCGCGCCAUCGUGCGCAACGACGCCAUGCGCGCCGACCCGGACGAGAUCUACGGAUGGCGCGUCUUCGCCCUCGUCUUCUCCGCCUGCUUCGGCGGCAUGCUCUUCGGCUGGGACACGGGCUCCAUUGGCGGUAUCCUCAACAUGCCCGACUUCCAGGAGAAAUUCAACUACGCCGACAGCUCCAAAACCGCAAAGAACAACAUGAGCCAGAACAUCGUGUCCACGCUCCAGGCAGGGUGCUUCGCCGCCUGCUUCGUCACCAGCUGGCUCACCGACCGAUAUGGCCGCCGCACCACGCUGAUCGGCGCCGGCAUGCUGACCAUCGUCGGCAUCAUCUUCCAGGCUGCCUCCGCGGCCAAUGGAACGCUCGCCGUCAUGUACGUUGGCAGAUUCAUUGCCGGCCUGGGCAUCGGCGCUGCUUCUGCGCUGACGCCACUGUACGUCUCCGAGUGUGCUCCUCGUGCCAUCCGCGGUGGCUUGACAGCCUUUUACCAAUUGUUCAACGUCUUCGGAAUCAUGGUAGCUUUCUGGGUCAACUACGGGUGCUUGCUACAUGUCAAGGCCCCUGCAAUCUACGUUGUUCCACUGACUCUUCAAGCUCUCCCUGCCGUCUUCAUGAUGUUUGGUAUGCUGGCUUCUCCCGAGAGUCCGCGAUGGUGUGCCAGGCGAGACGACUGGGAUCAAGCCACUAAGAUCCUCAUCCGCCUUCGAGGACUGCCUGCCGACUCAGAGUACGUCCAGAAUGAGAUCCAGGAAAUGGCUGACCAGCUCGACCACGAGAGACGGUUGACGGGAGACGCCACCUUCAAGACGCUCCUCAGGGAGAUGUGGACUAUUCCAGGCAACCGAAACCGAGCCGUCAUUUCCAUCCUGCUCAUGAUCUUCCAGCAAAUGACUGGUGUCAACGCUAUCAACUAUUAUGCUCCCCAAAUCUUCAGCAAUCUCGGGAUGACAGGCAAUGACUCGCAGUUAUUCGCCACCGGAGUGUACGGUGUUGUCAAAACAGCAUCUUGCUUCAUCUUCCUGGUCUUUGUGGCAGAUUCGCUUGGCCGGCGCUGGAGUCUGCUUUGGACAGCUGCUUCCCAGGGUAUCUUCCUCUUUAUUGUGGGUAUCUAUGGAAGGGUGCAGCCCCCCAUUGCCGGAGAACCUGUCACUGCAUUCGGUUAUGUUGCUAUAACAUGCAUCUAUCUCUGGGCCGCCUCGUUUCAGUUCGGCUGGGGCCCUGUCUGCUGGAUCCUUGUUAGCGAAAUUCCAACCGCGCGACUCCGUGCCACAAACGUGGCUAUUGCCGCAGGCACCCAGUGGCUGUUCAACUUUGUGUGCGCUCGAUCUGUCCUCACUAUGCAAGCCACCAUGGGCAAGGCUGGUUAUGGCAUGUUCUUCAUGUUUGGUAGCUUUUGCUUCAUCAUGGGCCUUUUCGUGUGGUUCUUCGUGCCGGAGACCAAGGGUCUUAGUCUGGAAAGGAUGGACGACCUGUUCGGCGUGACAGAGCUAGCAAAGCAGGUUGAUGCUGAGCCGGAGCUCGGCCGGCCCGACAGCAUUCGCGAAGAGCGAGUAGACAUCAAGACUUGAGGAGGACAGGGAUUUUUUUUUUGUCUAUUUUUUUUUUUUUGUUCGUCUGCAUCCUGCUUGCCUUGGUCUAUUAAUAUGGCGCACCCGGAGGCUCUUUGUCGGCUGAACGGUUGAAUCAGAGGGCCCGGCGGACCUGCGUAGCGCAUCUAUAUGACUCCUUGUUGCUUCAAUACAUGCUUGUUUCCCGGUAGCUCGAGUGC
Messenger RNA from Trichoderma asperellum CBS 433.97, 2209 nucleotides. RefSeq lists its product as uncharacterized. Gene Ontology annotation, cellular component: membrane. Gene Ontology annotation, molecular function: carbohydrate:proton symporter activity. Gene Ontology annotation, biological process: carbohydrate transport; transmembrane transport. The record is from RefSeq and is a predicted model, not a curated record. Lineage: Eukaryota; Fungi; Ascomycota; Sordariomycetes; Hypocreales; Hypocreaceae.